Messenger RNA from Schistocerca serialis cubense, 892 nucleotides. It is a transcript of the gene fh, whose product is annotated as frataxin homolog, mitochondrial. Gene Ontology annotation, cellular component: mitochondrion. Gene Ontology annotation, biological process: intracellular iron ion homeostasis; iron incorporation into metallo-sulfur cluster. NCBI's taxonomy places the organism in Eukaryota, Metazoa, Arthropoda, Insecta, Orthoptera, Acrididae. Gene Ontology annotation, molecular function: ferroxidase activity; ferrous iron binding; iron chaperone activity. Bases 189 to 749 code for a protein of 186 amino acids. The record is from RefSeq and is a predicted model, not a curated record. The transcript has 3 exons.
GUACUUUACCACUGGCGAUAGCUGUGGUUACUGUUUACGUGAACUUGAAGGUUAUGCAUGUGUAUUAUGUACUAUGUAGCAAGUUGCAACUAGUAUGCCAUGGUUGCAGUGACAUUGAGUGGAGUGGCAGUGUCUUUAAAAAAGGCAUGGAGUUUAGCAAAAUUUGAAAGUUGUUGAAUAGUAUAGGUAUGCUCAGAAAAGUUGCUGUCGCUUGCCUGUACAAUGAGGCCAAGAGAAACUGGAAUGGAGAGAUAUUCACUGGGUCAAAAUUAAGUCGGUAUAGUUCGAUGUAUGGAAACGUGUUACCGAAAGCACCGGUAGUUUACAGAACAAAACGCCCAGAAAAUUUGAUUACAACGAUAGUUGUCGCUUGCAGGCAAUUCUCUGACAAGGGGACAUUUGAAUAUGUAUGUGAUGAAACAUUAGAAGCCUUUUCUGACUAUUUUGAAGAACUUGUUGAAGGUUGUGGCCAUUUAAAGUCUGCUGAUGUAACAUACAGUGAUGGUGUUCUCACUGUAAAUUUUGGAAGUCCUUAUGGUACAUAUGUAAUAAACAGGCAGACACCAAACGAGCAGAUUUGGCUUUCCUCACCCAUAAGUGGACCAAAGAGAUACGAUUUCAUCAGUGGACAGUGGAUAUAUAAACAUGAUGGAGUACCAUUGCACAAACUUCUUGAUACAGAAAUAUCACAAAUUGUUAAACAAACUGUAGAUUUCUCAAAGUGUUUGCCUAAUGUAAAUGUUAAAUGAUCUUUCAUAGAUAACUUAGGUAUGUAUGUAAGUAAAUUACUGUAGUUAUUUGUGUGGCAGUAUUGCAGAUUAAUGGCACAUUAAAAUGUCUGUAUAUGAUUUUGAUGUGUUUUGUUCCUGUAAAAUAAAUGUUGGCAGAGAUA